AUGACAACGACUACCGACGCUGUAGCACAGCCAGCGCUGUCCUUUCCCGAUGCUUCCUCUCUAGAUCUCCUAAUCCCACACUCGUCAGAUUUUGAUAUUGAAGCACAUCUGAAAUCUGGCUCGCAAUUUGUAUCUAGGGAUACUCUGCUUUUUGAGGAAUUGCUGCCUGUAUAUCUUGUCCUUCGCAGCUCAUUGCCUUCCUCUCAACAUGCCUUGCAGAAUCUUGACUUGUACAUAACUGCAUAUGCCACUCAACCCUCACCGCCUCCUCGUCUGCAGCCAGGCGGUGCUCCAGCUCCUCCGCAGCAACCUGUGAAACUGGCCUUGGACUCGGUCACCAUCACGCCUGAGAUGAAACCACUAUUGACUGGUCUUAUUGAUAAUGGUAAUUCAUCAUAUUCUGUCUGGAAGACUACUCUUUAUCUUCGCUAUCCACCUCAAAAACUUCAUCGACCCUCCAUCCAUCUUACCGCGUCAGCCGUUUCCAAGACUGUUAAAGCUUCGUUGAUAUCCAGGACGACCUCUGAAGACGAGUACAUGACUAGUGCAUUACCGACCUCUGAAAAUCUGCUCCAGUCUCUACAGCACAGCUCACAGAGUGCUUCGAGUCAACCGUAUCUCCCGUCCUCUCGCAUCCAUAAGGUGGCACCUCGAGCAGCUCCUGCCACCCAAGAGGCUCGUCCUCUCAGGACAUCGUCGAAACUCUUUUCUGUCUCUCCAGCUUUGGCGCUCAAAGUACACAUUACUCCCGAGCAGGUCUCGGAUAUACUUAUUUGUCUUGAUCUAGAGUCCGCACGGCAUACCGGACAUGGAGAGAUACAAGUAGAUGAUAUCAAGGCAGAAGGGCACAAUAUCAACGUGGAACCAUUCUCUGCUGAUUUAGCUGUCUUGGGUCUGCCAGCGACACUACAAACUGGAGACAGAAGCACUUUCCUGUACAAACUGACGCUCCCCAAAGACACGACUGAGGCUUCCUCUCACCAUCCAACUAGGCCAAGCAGUGUCACAUUCCAGAUUCGCGCUGUCGCUCAGAUCAGCGACACAUGCAGUGCGCAGAUCCAGGCUCGCUGGCACGGAAACGUGAACUUUCCUGCGCCUCGGCCAAUCAAGAUCGUACCGCUUCGACCACAAAGUGUAGCAUCCAAUGUGGGACCCUCAGAUCUACACUCACGACCAUUGAGCAAACGAAUGAGCACAGCCACAACUCGGCCAUUGAGUGGCAUGACCCAAGCCGACUCUGCAGGCGUCACAUUUGCAUUCACCGCACCGGAAACCGUCAACGAAGGCGAGACAUUCCAUCUCGAUGUAUUCGUGGUAAACCGCAGUACGAGGAAAAAGAGGCUUGCAAUUGUCGCUAUUCCUAAACCUGCCAAAUCCGCACAGUCGCAGCACGCCUUGCGCUUCCCCAAUAUCUCGCGACAGGACAGUCAUCACACUGCUGAUGCAGUAUUGGAUGAUCGCAUUGUAUACAAUAUGCAAGAUCAACGCGAGGCUCGAAUGGCAGAAGUCGUGUGUCUGAACGCAGAUGUGCGAGUCGGUCCUCUACCACCAGGAGCUUGUCACAAUGUACAGCUAGAAUUCCUGACACUCUCGACAGGUUUGGUUGGCCUUGCUGCAGUACACAUGGUGGAUUUGGACUCGCGGGAGACCACCCAAAUCACUGAAUUACCCGACAUCAUGGUCUCCAGAUAG
Molecule: messenger RNA, 1692 nt
Organism: Aureobasidium namibiae CBS 147.97
Lineage: Eukaryota; Fungi; Ascomycota; Dothideomycetes; Dothideales; Saccotheciaceae
Exons: 3
Coding region: 1-1692 (563 amino acids)
Biological process (GO): intra-Golgi vesicle-mediated transport
Cellular component (GO): trans-Golgi network; TRAPPII protein complex
Source: RefSeq, a predicted model, not a curated record